Messenger RNA from Dioszegia hungarica, 1011 nucleotides. RefSeq names its product putative transcriptional repressor. The transcript is spliced from 10 exons. Lineage: Eukaryota; Fungi; Basidiomycota; Tremellomycetes; Tremellales; Bulleribasidiaceae. Bases 1 to 1011 code for a protein of 336 amino acids. Gene Ontology annotation, molecular function: protein serine/threonine kinase activator activity. The record is from RefSeq and is a predicted model, not a curated record. Gene Ontology annotation, biological process: intracellular signal transduction.
AUGAACUUCUUCAGUCGACAAAAGUCGCGGAUACAGUCUCCGUCGGAUACGGUCCGGCUACUACGGGAAAACAUUGGCAGACUAGAGGCGCCACCGCAGGGCGACAGCCAUCGGAAAGCGACAGAUGACAUUUCGCGUCAUAUGACCGCCAUCAAGUCGGCGGUAGUGGGCGAGGCGGACCAGGAACCCUCGACAGAAACAGUAACGCAGGUUGCGAAUGAGGUGUAUGCGCAGGACGUGAUGCGGUUGAUGGUGGUCCAUAUGGAGGCUUUCGAGUUUGAGGCAAGAAAGGACGCAUGUACCAUCAUCAACGCGCUGCUCAGGAGACAGAUCGGGACCCGGCUACCUACCGUCGAGUUCCUCACCAAUCGGCCAGAUACCAUGUUUGCCGCGCUGAAGCAAUACUCAAAUGCCGAAAUCGCGCUCAAUACAGGUGGCGUAUUGAAGGAGAUGCUGCGCUAUGAGCCCCUUGCUCGGAUCUUGCUAUACUCUGAAGAGUUCUACACCUUCCCGCACUUUAUCGAGACGACGACAUUUGGGAUAUCAUGCGAUGCGUUUGCGAAUAUGAAGGAAUGCCUGACGAAGCACAAGCCCAUGGUAGCCCAAUACCUAGACCAGCACUAUGACCGAUUCUUCAAAAUGUAUCAAACCCUCAUCCUCUCCUCCAACUAUGUGACCAAGCGUCAAUCCCUCAAGCUCCUCGGCGAGAUCCUCCUCGACCGGGCCAACUACGCCAUCAUGACUCGGUUCAUCGCGGACGAGGCGAACCUCAAGACGAUGAUGAACUUUUUGAGGGACAAGAGUCGGAAUAUCCAGUUUGAGGCGUUUCAUGUGUUCAAGGUGUUCGUCGCGAACCCUAGCAAACCACCGCAGAUCGCCAGUAUCCUCCGGAGAAACAAGGAGCGCUUAUUGACCUUCCUCAAGGACUUCCAUAAUGACAAAGAAGGUCAGUUGGCAGGUUCUUGUUCUGACGAGAAGGCUUUCCUCAUUACGCAAAUCCAACAACUAUAA